UGAGACGCAGCGCUGUAGCAGCAGAAAGUUUCCUUCUGGAUGUCAUUCUGCUCGCAGCAAUGAUUUGAAGAGCUCACGCUGCUUGCUUAGGGAGUCUGAUAUGUGUGCUCAUUCUAACGGACCCGUUAUUUUGACGCCACGAGCUGUGGACAGCUUUGGGAAUGAUGAUCGGUAACGAGCGGAGCCCACAGACAUCCAAGCCGCCUCCUCCAGCCUCACCUGCGGCUUUACCGCUCAGCGCGUCCCGCAGAAGAUUCUCUCGGGUCGGGAGGAAACACAGCAAUGGAUCCGUCCAGUCCAGCUCAUCCAGCGGCACGGCCAGAUCAACAGAGAGCGUGGGAAUCCGCCAGCCGGCGAAGAACAAGAUCCGGCGUCACCAGCACCGUCUGUCGGCAGUGUUCGGCCGCGGGCCCAGAGGAGGUUCUGGAGAGAUGGCCGCUGCGGGAGAGGAGGCGCUGGUGACAGACGACCCCUCCGAACUGUCCAAUCACAUCACGGCUCCAGGCAUUCUAAAGAUUUUUGGCACAGAGAUCUGUCAAGGAGCCAACUACAAGAGUGUACUGGCCACAACACGCUCCAGUGCCAGAGAGCUGGUUAAAGAGGCACUCGCCAGAUACUCCCUGAGCAAAGAAGACGCUGAUGACUAUGUGUUAUGUGAUGUGAUCGGCUGUAUUGGAAACCAGUGCUGGAGGACCGAAUGUGUUCGUGUGGUGGGAGACAAUGAGAAGCCGCUGCUGUUACAAUCGCUCUGGAAACCCAGAGAAGGAUUCGCUCGACGCUUUGAGAUCCAGCGCAAAGCCACUGUAGAAGAAAACAACUCUAAAGACCAGGACACUGUGACCGCUGGUAUAAACGCACAGGCACGUAAGCUGCAGAAGACGCGCUGCAGAGGGAAAUCCGUGCCGCUGGAUGUAUGCGUGAGUGACGACGCCGUGGACGGCAGACACAAUCUGUUUAAGAGUCUCAGUGACACGGAUCUGACAGCUGAAGCUCAAAGCACCUGUACGGAGCGAACGCAGGAGGAGGAUCCAGAGGCCGAGGCCGACAAAGCAACACAGUGUCCUGCUAAUGAACGGGAGGAGACGGAGAGCAGCGAUGACAGCGCCACACAGUAUUCCAUUCACCCGCCUCUGGACUUCCCGUACUUCCUGCUUCUGCAGGGCUUCAGUUACAGACAGGAUUUUGUCAUCUAUGCCCUGAUCAAUAGCUGCACAGUAUUCGGACGCCACGUUGAACAACCUCACAGUGAGACUGAGAGUGAUGGCGAUCGCAUGAAUCUCUGGGCUCCUGAUCUUCUGCCCGAUCACUGCAGCGUCACUCGGGCCUCCGCGGCCGGACGGUCCGGGACCGAGACCCGACUGAAACCCCUCAACAGAGCUAAGGUCAAGAGGAACGGAGCCGUCAUCAAGCACGAGGUGGAGCUACAGUCAGGAGACGUCAUCGCACUGGGCGAUCAUUACCUCUUCAUGUAUAAAGACCCCACCUGUCCGAAGGUCGUGACCCCUGCAGAAGUGGCUCAGAUGAGCAGACGGCCUCCUCUCUGUAAAUCGUGCGUGAGAGUGAGAGCCUGCUUCAGAGACGUGGAUGGAGCAGAGCUGCUUCUGCCGUAUGACGUGGAGCAUGAGUCCAUGGUCCUGAAGGAGAUCUUCAGCGUGGUGGAGCGGGAUCCGGCCGCACACAAACUGACCGCGGCCUUCCUGCUGUGUUUGUGUCUCCAGCAGUCCGCCGCUCACUUCUCAAUGCCGGCUCUCCGACGGCUGCUGCUACAGAUGGCCAGCGAGCUGCAGACCAUCGUAUGGGAAAAGGCAAAGGAACUCGCAGCUUUGCAGCCUGAAAUAAGUGAGUCAGACACGGCAGACUGGCCUUCUGGUGCUGACAGACUGAUCCGGGGUCUGGAGCCGCUGGUCCUCUGGAUGUCCAACUCUGUCCAGAUCCUUCACUUCAUCCACCAGGAGGUUCCUCGUCUGCUGCACGGAGUCUCUCAGGAGGAGGAGGAGGAGGAGGAAGACUGCAUUGCGGUGCUGGAGCUGCGGCUCUCCUCCGUGCGCUCGGCCAGCGAGGAGGCCAUGACGGUCCUGGAGGAGGUCCUGAUGUUCACCUUCCAGCAAUGUGUCUACUAUCUCACCAAGAUGCUGUACCCGCUUCUCCCCGGCGUUCUGGACAGUCAUGCGUUCUCCGACAGCGGGCAGCUGCAGGUGUCGUCGCAGGUCAGACGCAUGCUGGACGUCUGCAGUCAGAGUCUGCGUCUGCUCCGAGCGUUCGACGUGCAUCCGGACAUCAGCGCGCAGCUCUUCUCCUACCUCUUCUUCUUCAUCAACGCUCUGCUCUUCAACCUGCUGAUGGAGAGAGGGUCCGGAGGAGCCUUUUACUGCUGGGCCCGUGGAGUCCAGGUCAGGGCCAAUCUGGAUCUGCUGAUGGACUGGGCUCACGGAGCCGGACUCGCAGAUCUGGCUCACACUUACCUUCUCAAGCUCUCCUCGGCCGUCAAUCUGCUGGCCACCCCGAAGGAAAACCUUCUGCAGAUGUCGUGGAAGGCUCUGCGGAUGGAGUUCCCGUCUCUGAACGCGGCUCAGCUCCAUCACAUACUGAGAGAGUACGAGCCGCGGCGCUCCUGUCCCGCAGCGUGGACGCCUUCCGGCGACGAGGACGAGGCGCUCGCAACCGCUGAUAUCCUGGAGAGCUUCGAUCAGCAUCCUCCUCUCAUCCUCCCUGCCGACGGCUUCAUACUGCAGCUGAGAAGAGCAAUCAGUGAGACGCAGCUCAUUACACAGCUGCACCGCUUCCAGAGAUUCAUCACAGACCCAGAGGCAGCCCCACAUUCCCCACAGCCACCUCAGAGUGAGGAGAGUGAGAUUAGAGAAGAAGAUGUGUUUGUGCUGGAGCUGCAGAGAGCAGCGUGUGGUUUGGGUCUGAUGCUGGCGGACGGAGAGGAAAGCCCAUCGACUGUGAGUGGGAUUUACAUCAAAUCGGUGCUUCCAGACUCUCCUGCCGCUUUAUCCCAGAGGCUGAGAGCCGGCGACCGCAUUCUAGCAGUGAAUGGACGGAGUCUGGUGGGAGUCGACUAUCAGACUGGCCGGGAUCUCAUUCAGAUGUCAGGAGAAAGGCCUCGGCUGCUGGUUGCCAGAUCUCACAGUGCUACGAAAGAAACAAGGACAAAAACUUCUUCAUAAACCUAGUGUUUAAAAACUCUGCUUUUACCCUUAGAUAGAGUGUGAUGGACAAAACUAAAUGACAAAAACAACAUCUGGUUUUAUAUGUACAGGUUGCUUUUUGCCAUUUUUAAUUGUGUGAUCUUUGCAUUUUAUGAUUAAAAAAUAUGGAAAUGAUUAGAAUAAUUCAUGUGUAUGUUAUGUGCUGUCAGAACGGACUGCUUUUUAAUU
Molecule: messenger RNA, 3380 nt
Organism: Sinocyclocheilus grahami
Lineage: Eukaryota; Metazoa; Chordata; Actinopteri; Cypriniformes; Cyprinidae
Gene: radil2b
Product: Ras association and DIL domains 2b
Exons: 15
Coding region: 162-3170 (1002 amino acids)
Biological process (GO): signal transduction; angiogenesis; negative regulation of Rho protein signal transduction
Cellular component (GO): cell-cell junction
Molecular function (GO): GTPase binding
Source: RefSeq, a predicted model, not a curated record